Molecule: messenger RNA, 2311 nt
Organism: Hylaeus anthracinus
Lineage: Eukaryota; Metazoa; Arthropoda; Insecta; Hymenoptera; Colletidae
Gene: TTLL12
Product: tubulin--tyrosine ligase-like protein 12
Exons: 2
Coding region: 286-2136 (616 amino acids)
Biological process (GO): protein modification process
Source: RefSeq, a predicted model, not a curated record
UUUCCUAUAAAAGAAACCAUUAAAAUUUUAAUUUUCUAUUGAAGUUCAAAGGAUUGUAAAAGAAUUGUAUUAACAUUUAAUUUAAGUUUUGUAUGACAAUUUGUAACAAUAAACAUGAAAAAUAUGUCAGCUGUAGAUAAGGAGUUUGGUACGAAAGGAGAGGUUAUGUUUACAAUGUGUUCCUUAUAAAGAGUUUUGAAAUUUCAGUUGAACUAUCGUAAACUAUUUUGUAAGCAACACGUUAAUCACUAAAAAUAUUUUAGAUUUUAUUUACACCUUUGCACAAUGGAUGGAGUAGGAUUGUAUAAUAGAUUUGUCCAAUCGCAUCGACCUCAACUGGAAUCAUCUGGAGUGCCAAGUAUAUUUUGGGAAGCUCUAUUUAAAAAACUACAGUAUCAAAUAUUUGAUUCCGGUCUUAUGUUUCAAUUGAUAAGAAUUAAUUAUGAAGAUGCUCCUAGGGAUCCAAAGGAUCCAGUUUGGAAACUUUUUGUUAUUUCUGAAAGCGGUAUCUCUGCUAGUGAUCCAAAUAACAUUUUUCUGGUAGACCAUGCAUGGACUUACGACACAGCUAAUGCUAGACAGAAUUUAGCGAGUAUACCAGGACUCUUGGAUCGUAUGUGUAUCUUAAUGAGUUACGAGUUUGAGACUGAUGAAGAAUGUGAUAAAAUAGAAUUUGUAUUAAAAGAGAUGUGGAGGUAUAAUCAGUCGUUUUCUUUAAGUCGCGGAGAGAUAGAAGAUAGAAUGCCAAUUUGGUACAUCAUGGACGAAGUAGGAUGCGCGGUAAAUCAUAGCGACGAUCCCAACUUCAGAAUGGUGCCAUUCUUAUACAUACCAGAAGGUGUUAGCUACACGUUAAUGUUUCCUAUACGCGACGUCGAGUGCGAGGAGGAAGUUAGAAGAGACUUUAUCGAAGGUCUAACAAACGAUGAGAAAACCCGACGAGCUUUGCGUAUACCAUGGGUAGAUGCAUCUUUUCUUGGAGAAAGCUUUGUACAGACAGAGCCAAACGAAGACUAUUUCUUGACGGGUCACAUUUCUGAAACCCUACCAGAGGACAUAACUCCAGAAGUACUCCAAAGGAAUAAAGACAGAAAAUUAAAAGUUUACUCACAGUACACAUACGUAAACGAUUAUUUGACCGACCCUGCAUUUGAGAUUGUAUACAAUGAAAGAGAAGCAGACAUCUUAUGGUACACUGACCACUUUAAGCAGUACAAAGAAUUGAGCAUUCGCUCGCCACACGUUUUCGUGAACCAGUUCCCAUUCGAAAAUGUUCUAACUAUAAAAGAUUUACUAUGUAUCGUGUGCAGAAGAAAAGCAGGAGAAAAUACACAUGAUCCGGUCACACUCGAAACUUAUCCGGAAUGGUUACCAACUACUUACAAUUUACGCACAGAGCUGGUGCAAUUCGUCGCCUAUUUCGAACACAGAAAAUCGCGGGGAUUAGACAAUCAUUGGAUCUGCAAGCCUUGGAACCUCGCCAGGGGAUUGGACACUCACAUCACGAAUAAUCUACACCACAUUCUACGUUUGCCCGGUACAGGACCUAAAAUCGCGCAGAAGUAUAUCUCUGAUCCCGUCCUGUUUAAGAGACCAGAAAUUGGUAACGUUAAAUUCGACAUACGCUAUGUGGUAAUGCUGAAGUCGGUGAAGCCCCUGAGGGCGUUCGCCUACAAAAACUUCUUCCUAAGAUUCGCAAACAAGGAGUUCGCUUUAAAUAAUUUCGACCUCUACGAACAACAUUUCACCGUCAUGAAUUAUUCAGAGGACACGCCACUUUUUCACCUCAAGUGCGCAGACUUCAUCUUGGAAUGGAGGAGACGGUACCCGGACUAUCCCUGGAGCGACUACAUAGAGCCAAAAAUCCUGGACAUGUUUCAACAAGUAUUCGAGGCAGCAGUUGCCGAGAAACCACCGAAAGGAAUCGCGGAAAGUCCGCAAAGUCGGGCCGUGUACGCGGUCGACUUGAUGCUAGAAUGGAGGGAGAAUGAAAUGCAGCCUAUGCUGUUGGAAUUGAAUUUCUCACCAGAUUGUAAAAGGGCCUGCGAGUACUACCCCGAUUUCUACAACGACGUCUUCAGAUGUCUCUUCCUGGACGAUGAGAAUCCGGAAAUGUUUCACGAUCUCAGCCCUUGAGGCAAUUGAACGCGAUGUUGGAUGACGAGAACGGUUGCCAGUUGUGAUUUAAUGUAAAGAUUGCAUGUAAACAAAUUAUGAGAUUGUAUUAUAAAUAGAACAAAUUUUUUUUUUAUAAAUUUUGUUUACGGAUGUUAUGUUUCUUUCGAAAAUAUAAAGAAUUUAUUGCAAGAAC